CCCAGAUUUACAGGAUUGAACCCCUGUUGAGGUCCACUGUAGCUGUCAACCUCGGUUUCUUUCCCCGCAUAUCUUUCCUCGCGGCAUGAGAUCAACAAAAAUGAGUUUAGUCCCAAAGAUGUUUGACUGCAAGCUGGUGCUCGUGUAUAGAUUCCGCACAAAGGUUUGUCUUUCGUGAUCUGCUAGAUAUCUAGUACAUAUCUGCAGACUUUGUGUAUCCGCCGUGACAACCACCCCCAUCAAUAACACCACUACCAUGUCCACCCCGGUUCCCUUCUCUGAGCCGCCCUGGCUGUUAGGCUUGCCCAGUCCCAUAUACAAGGACACUCACAGGCGCUGGCAGGCCGCUGUCCAGCCGUUCAUCGAGGAGCACCUCACCAGGCAGGCUAAGGAAUGGGAGCGCGCCGAGACCGUGCCCGAGCACGUCUUCUCCGACUUUGCCAAGGCGAACAUGCUCAUCCCGGCCUUGCCAGCGCCCCUGCCGGUCGACUGGCUCAAGCGUCUAGGCAUCCACGAGCUGCUCGGUGGACUAAAAGUCGAGGACUUUGACUAUCUGCACAGUCUCAUAUUCGCGGACGAGAUGGCACGUAGCGGUCUCGCGGGACCUGGCGGGAGUCUGACGACUGGUUUUGCGUUUGGUAUACCGCCGAUCCUGAAGUUCGGCAGCAAGCAGUUGCAGGAGAAGUUCGUACCGGAACUUCUCAUGGGCGAAAAGAGGAGCUGCAUCGCGAUCACGGAGCCUGAUGCCGGCAGCGAUGUGGCCAACAUCACGACUUCGGCUGUGAAGAGCGAGUGCGGCAAGUUCUAUAUCGUAAAUGGCACGAAGAAGUGGAUCACCAACGGUAUAUGGACAGACUAUUCAAGCAUGGCAGUCCGGACGGGACCAGAGGGCUCCGGCGCAGCUGGCCUCUCUAUGCUGGUAGUUCCUCUCAAGAACACGCCGGGCGUCAACAUGCGUCGUCUCAAGGUCGGCGGACAGAUCUCAGCGGGCACGACUUAUAUCGAGCUCGAUGAUGUCAAAGUUCCUGUAGAGAAUCUCAUCGGACAGGAGGGCAUGGGCAUGCGGUACAUCAUGACCAACUUCAACCACGAGCGGCUCACCAUCGCUGUCGGCGUAACGCGAACGGCGCGUGUCGCGCUGAGUGCAGCGUUCGAGUAUGUGCUGAAGCGCGAGGCGUUCGGCAAGCCCUUGAUGGACCAACCCGUGGUACGGCACAGAUUGGCGAAGGCUGGCGCGCUCUUAGAAAGCCAGGCUGCAUGGGUUGAGCAGUUUGCAUACCAGAUGACGCAAAUGAAAAAGGACGACGCGGAUCGGGAACUUGGUGGGCUGACGGGCCUGCUGAAGGCACAGUCUGGUAUCGUGCUCAAGGAGUGUGCGGAUACUGCUGUGCUGCUCUUCGGUGGAAAUGGUUAUACCCGCAGCGGACAAGGCGAGAUCGCCGAGAUGAUAUGGAGAGAAGUGCCUGGCGCGAGAAUACCGGGUGGUUCGGAGGACGUCAUGUUGGACCUAGCGGUGCGCCAGUUGGUCAAGCUAUACAAUGCUAAGACGAAGGCCUUGGAAGCUGGGUCUAAGCUUUAGGAAUGCUUGCGAAAUUUUUUGAAGAAGGAUUGUGUUUUCAGGGGUGCCAUUCUGUUUGUGUAUAGUACUUGGCAUUACUAUAUCAUCUUCCACCGUGAACAAAGGGGGCGUUCUUCGAAAUUAUUCGUGGUGAUAUUUCAAGGAUUCUUGUUCCUUGAUACGCAUUUCCUUGGCCGCUCUUCUGUUUCGAUUUAUUACGCAACAAAGUUCAACAGAUGCCUCGGUAAUUCACCUGAAGACCCACCUAAGAUAGUUAUCUAUCUAAGCAACCUUCACCAGAAUAGAGGAUAGCUUUAUUUCUCGUCCGUUUCGCAAACACCGUCAAUAUACCAAUU
Truncatella angustata is the source of this 1914-nucleotide messenger RNA. Its product is annotated as acyl-CoA dehydrogenase. Lineage: Eukaryota; Fungi; Ascomycota; Sordariomycetes; Amphisphaeriales; Sporocadaceae. The record is from RefSeq and is a predicted model, not a curated record. The coding region runs from base 257 to 1579 and encodes 440 amino acids. The transcript is spliced from 2 exons. Gene Ontology annotation, molecular function: flavin adenine dinucleotide binding; oxidoreductase activity, acting on the CH-CH group of donors.